This is a messenger RNA of Lactuca virosa, 486 nucleotides long. Lineage: Eukaryota; Viridiplantae; Streptophyta; Magnoliopsida; Asterales; Asteraceae. The record is from the annotation of a GenBank genome assembly.
AUGGAAAACGGGAGCCUAUUUUGCGCACCGAGUGACAGUGAAAUUGCUGUUGAAUUGUGUUGGGUGAAGAGAUUGAACAUGAUUAAACAGAUCGCCCAUGCUUUGGCGUACAUGCACCAUGAUUGUAGCCCACCUAUUGUUCAUCGAGACAUAUCAAGCAACAACAUUCUGUUGAACUCAGAAAUGGAAGCAUUUGUUGCCGAUUUUGGAGCAGCUACCCUGAUUCCUCCAAUCAAACUCUUUGGCGUGUUGGCACUUGAAAUACUUGGAGGGAAGCAUCCUAGAGAACUCGUGUCGUCCUUAAACUAUUCUUCUAGACAUGAUACAUCGCUGGAAAAUAUACUGGAUGUGCGACUUGCUUAUCCAACAGAGAUGCUGAUUGAAAAUGAAAUCCUCCGUGUUUAUCAUGUAGCACUAGCUUGCACUCUCACAGAUCCAAACACUCGGCCAACAAUGAGAAAAGUGUCUCUGGAAUUAUCGCGUUGA